Messenger RNA from Hibiscus syriacus, 593 nucleotides. RefSeq lists its product as uncharacterized. The record is from RefSeq and is a predicted model, not a curated record. Lineage: Eukaryota; Viridiplantae; Streptophyta; Magnoliopsida; Malvales; Malvaceae. The annotation marks the transcript as partial. The transcript has 4 exons.
AACAACUUUGGCGCAUUGCCACUUCUGUCCUUGAAUCACGUCUCAUUGUUGUGUACAUCAGUUUGGGAUUCACUGCGGUUCUAUGAACAAGUUUUGGGCUUUGUUCCCAUCAAACGCCCUUCUUCUUUCAAGUUCAAUGGAGCUUGGUUGUAUAAUUACGGCAUUGGGAUACACUUAAUCGAGAAUCCAUCUAUCGACGAUUUCGACACUAGCGCUGAACCACGACCGAUUAAUCCUAAAGAUAAUCACAUAUCAUUCCAGUGUACUGAUGUAGGUCUGGUCUUAAGGAGGCUGGAAGAUAUGGGAAUGAAGUACGUGACGGCCGUGGUCGAAGACGAAGGCAACAAGGUCGAACAGGUGUUCUUCCAUGAUCCAGAUGGUUACAUGAUUGAGCUCUGCAACUGUGAGAACAUUCCGAUCAUUCCCCUUUCUUCAUGCUCAUUCAAGCCAAGGUCAAGCAGUUUCAUCAAGUCUGCACCCGCUAAAUGCGGAUUCAUUGAGAAUGCGAUGAUGGAGAGCUUGAGCAUGGAAAUGCUCAACAUGUCGUUUUGAAAUUGCACCGGAGAAACGAAAGCUGUCAACAACUUUCACUU